Molecule: messenger RNA, 486 nt
Organism: Gloeophyllum trabeum ATCC 11539
Lineage: Eukaryota; Fungi; Basidiomycota; Agaricomycetes; Gloeophyllales; Gloeophyllaceae
Product: small EDRK-rich factor 2
Exons: 4
Coding region: 44-244 (66 amino acids)
Source: RefSeq, a predicted model, not a curated record
CGUCCCGAUACGUAUCUACCUUCGAAGCUUGCAUAAAGCUGCCAUGACUCGCGGUGACCAGCGGGAGCGCGAUCGCCAGAAGGCGGCGAAGAAGCUCGCGGAGAAGAAUAAGGGCAAGCCGAAGGAUGGCUUGAGCGUCGAGAAACGCAAGGAGCGGGAUGCGGAGAUCCUGAGGCAGAAACAGCAGAAAGCAUUGGAACUGAAGCAGAAUGGCGGUGCUGGUGGUGGCGGCGGCGGCAAAUGACCUUGGCGCGCCUGCACUCCGUGCCACUCGGGUUGCAGGAUCUAUAUGGAUCACUCGCUGGGUCCGGACGUGUUUGAACCAUCAUGCACGUCGGGCGGCGGGUCCGGGAAUUUCGGGAAUCGCGGUUGAUAUGGACUCUUAGAUGCGCUUUGCUGUGUUUGUAAUGUGUUUCCGGCUAUCUAAUCUUUGUCUUUGGCUCGCACUCGCACUCGCACUUGCGCAUACACGUAUGCAUAAACAGC